Messenger RNA from Rhipicephalus sanguineus (brown dog tick), 4959 nucleotides. It is a transcript of the gene RNaseX25, whose product is annotated as ribonuclease Oy. Gene Ontology annotation, biological process: RNA catabolic process. The transcript is spliced from 9 exons. Gene Ontology annotation, cellular component: extracellular region. Gene Ontology annotation, molecular function: RNA binding; ribonuclease T2 activity. The record is from RefSeq and is a predicted model, not a curated record. NCBI's taxonomy places the organism in Eukaryota, Metazoa, Arthropoda, Arachnida, Ixodida, Ixodidae. Bases 166 to 1128 code for a protein of 320 amino acids.
ACUUUGCGGACCCUCGCAGAUUCCGCGUCGACGCGGCGCCGCUAGGGACCGACUAGGAACCGACUGCGACGACGCUUUCGAACGAAACUGUUCGCCGGUCGAAGCAGUCGCCGCGUCUCGGAGAGCGUCGUCGGAGAUAGAAACCAGCACGAUAGUCUUCGAAACAUGGCGUUGACGCGGCGGAAUCUUGCUACGCUGGUGCUGCUGGUCGUCCUGGCUUCGAUGACCGCUCAGAGUUGGGCGCAGAACGCUCAGCGAGCUCCGAGUCCCGCAAGAAAUUCUCACGGCGGCGGUCCGGCAUCGCACACCCGGUCGCAAUCGCCUUCUCGCGGUGGUGCUGGCGCUGCAGACGCCAGGACCGACCGUCGAAGGCGCCCCGACCGACCGCGCACUCCGGCCGGCUCGCCCAACGCCACCUACGACUACUUCAUCCUCAGUCAGCAGUGGAGCCCCGGAAUAUGCGCCGUUGAGCCACAGUGCGUCUCAACGAGCAAGAAGAACUACUGGACCAUCCACGGCCUCUGGCCUGCGGGUGACAACACUUCGCCAAGUUUCUGUGUAGACGAGCAGUUCAGCGGCCGCGUCCUUGACCCGAUCAAGAGGGAUCUGAACAAGUACUGGCCUUCGCUGACCAGCGCUGAAGCAAGAUACUUCACCUUUUGGCGCCACCAGUGGCAGAAGCACGGUACCUGCGCCGGUGAUGUUCCCGCGCUGAAUGGCCUCUUCAAGUUCUUCAACUCAACCCUAGCUGUCUACAAGAAGUACAACAUAUUCGAGUUUCUAUCGAACAGCCUUAUUAGGCCCAGCGUCGUCAGAACGUACUCGGUUUCGGAAAUUCGCAACGCCCUCUCGGACGACAUUCGCCAGAAGGUCAACAUCGUCUGCAGCCAAAGAGCGCCGAACUAUUCCGCACCCGUCCUGGCCGAGAUUCGAUUCUGCCUUAACCGGCAGCUGCAGCCCAUCGACUGCAAGGCGAAGCACUCCGGCUGUGGUCAAGGCAAUGUCUACUACUUGGCCUUUGGCAAAGACGGCGCCACCUCGCAUAUGUCACCACUUUCAUGGCUCCUGCACUGCAGCUGGCUCUUCGCAGUCAGCGUCAUACCGAUGCCUCUGUACCGGUUACGCUGAGCUCAGAGGUGCACGUAGCACAAGCAGGACGUGCUGUGUAUCACUGCAUUGUUCCGAAAUCUUUAAUACCGGUGUCACACGGUCACUUUCGAUCGUGAUCGGGCCUCGUCCAGAUCGAAUUUCUUGAUCGUGAUUGGCUCCUCUAAGCAAGGGAGCCAGUCACUGUAGAGAAUAUUUAUUCGGAUGAGGCUUAAUUGCAAUCAGCAGGGCAUCAUGUGACACCGGUAUAAGGUUUCUUUAUAAUCAAGAGUUCGACGGAAAACCAUAUCGUCGAGAGAAGACGUAUAUAGUUGAAAGUUUAACACCGACCAUAAAAAUUAGAAAUAAAAGCUGACAUUUCUUUUAUUUCUGACUUUAUUGGUCAGCAUUCAACUUUCAACUAUUACAGCGUCUUUAUCGUUACGGCCCAUGCAGUCAAAGCAUUUUCUCAGAAACAACCGGGGGGCAACCCUUUGCAAGGCACAGUACAAUUUUUUACUUGUACAGAAUUUCUGCUGCAUCAGAGUACAGCUAGUACUAGCGGCAGGCACGUAGGCAAGGGGGGGGGGGCUCGAAAUUCGUCCAGCCUUCUAUAUUCCCGGGCAACUUUUUCUUUUUCUUUUUGCCAUGGAAAGACUAUCUUUCAAACAAUAAGGCCUUGCCCCCCCCAACAAAAAAAAAUUCUGGCUACGUGCCUGACUAGCGGCGUACAUUUGCAACUACCGACUUGCCACAUGUGUUUCUUAAAACCUGAACUGCAUCGGUGGCAACCCAGAAGGCCUUGUAAUCCUGGCGACUCUACUGUGCUUCCCGAUGUCAAAUGGACUUCACGAACGUUUUGUACCAGUGCAUGUUAGUGUUCUUGUUCACACUAACUGUUGAUUUAUUUUUCCUUUCUUCUUGCUCUGUUAUCUUUUUCUGAUCUUUUUCUCUCUUCUAUUUUUUUCUAUCCUCUUUUUCUCUCUCUUACCCUUCCCCACGUGUAGGGUAGCUAACAAAGCAUGUGCCUGGUUAACCUCUCUACCUUCCCUCUUCUUCUCUCUCUCUCUGUGGUCACUCAUGGGAAAGGUUGCUGCGUCUACUCUCGCACUAAUUCACAGCUACUUAGCAUUAUAAUCUUUUACGUUGGACUCAACGGAAACUUACAAAAUUGAUUUUUCAGCUUAGAAGAAAUCACAAUUGGUCAUGCAAAGAUUCAUUGUCACACCUCAGGCCUGCACAAUAUCAGAUAUGCGAAAUACUAGAAGCAGGCUAUCCCACCCUCAUGUUUUCCUACACAAGAUGGCAGGCUAGCCACUUAUGGUGCCAUUGAGCCAUAGGUAGGUUGGUUUACAGCCAGGAUGUAGCAAGGAAGAUGCUGAUGCUAGUACAUCAGGACUAAGCUAUGCACUCCAGCUCUAUUUACACUUAGGGUAACGCCCGCAAUUCUCGUAAGUCAAACAAGACACGUCAAAAAGUGAACUUGCAGAAUUUUGUGUAUUGAAGUGUUUGUAAGCAAGCAUUGCAAUGGCCAUAACUUCUCAGGCCUAGUUAACCCCUGUUUUCUUUCCUUGUUGAAGCGAUCAACCAAUAAGCCUCACUUAGCUCUUGCUACGAUUCUCAAACGCAAAGAAAGUGGGAAAGCGCUGUCAUGCCACAGAUGUGACAAUUCUUGGCACCUGCAAUGUCACGUGUAAUGCGUGUCAUGCAAUGACUUCAAAGCCAUGACGUAUAUUGUCCAAACUGUCCAUUUAUUGCCCGCCACGGUGGUUUAGCAGCUGUGGUCUUGCGAGUACGAGCCCGAGGGUUCAAUUUCAGGCCACGGCGGCCGCAUCUUUAUGGGGACAAAAAUGACCAUGCACUUAGGUUUACGUGCACAUUAAGGAGCCCCAGGUGGUCAGAAUGAAUCCAGAGUUUUCCACUGCAACAUGCCUCCUAAUCGUAUUGUGGCUACAACUUCAUAUUGUGACUCAGAACUUCAUAAUUUAUAAACAUCCACAGCCGAACAGCAAGGCUCUGUGCCAUUUUUUAGGACUUAAUGUCACAUGCGGCUGCCAUUACAGCUAAACUGUAUAUUACGCAAAAGAAUGUGUUUGUCGCAAGAGAGAUGGUAAAACCAUUUAGAAUGUCUAUAAGGAGAAUGCAAGUCCACAGUAUGGUGUUGUGCCUGUUCCAUGCUUUCACGAUCGCUUCAGUGUAGGGGUGCGCGAAUAGCAAUUUUCGAGAGCGAAUUGAACAUGAAUCAAAUAGUUCCAGAAGAGAAUGGAACACUUUUCAAAUACUGAAAAUCUAUUUUUACAUGUAAUAUGAUGUUUGCAUUCUGGUACUGUCCAUAUUUUAGCAUCAAAAUCAGAAAUGGAACAUUGGCAAAAAAUUACAUCUCUUUAAACUUAUGUAGUAAAAAAAAUAAUAAUAAUCCGAUUCUUCGUAUGCAUAAGACUUUCAAGAUAGUACAUAUGGAAGUUAGUGGCUACCUCAGCAGCAUACCUUAAUGCACUACGCAGGCUUUCGUGCCCAUGAGGAUGAACUUUAUCACACUUUUGCACCAAUAUGCGGUGUACCUGAUGUGCAGUUGACAUUUUGAAAUAUUCGUAAACUAUCCUAAAAACAUUCGUACUUGUGAAUUGUGGCUAUAUGGUCUUUGAUUCAAUUCAUAGACUGAAUCGAAGAUUGUUCCGAUUCAGUAUUCAAAGUUUAUGAAUAUUCGCACACCCCUACUUGAAUGUCUAUGCAGGUAUGUGUCUAUCACUGUUAGCAGUCUCGACCAGUUGCUGAUAAAACACAGUCAUGCCGUCCUUUGCCAUUAGACUCCCUUUGAGCAAGCUAGCAUCACUGUCCACGACAUGUCAAUGCCAAACUGCACCGAGGCCGUAACGCUUGACAGGCUUCUGAAGGCGGAAGCCUAUUGUUACGUUUUUAUUUUGUUAUUCAUUGUUUUUAGGUUUUCCUAUAAUUUUACACUCGCACACAUUUUGUGCUCUUGUUUUAACUCCCGUUUUAAUUUCGCCGAGAAACUUGCACUUUACACACCCAAUUCAAUGAAUUGUAACGUUUACACUUUGUACCAAAGUGCCACACAACUUAUUUGAUGUGUCCGAUAGAAAAUGGUGUUUUGUGAACUUUCAUGAAGACUAUGCACUUUCCCAGCUUUUGUGCUUGCAUGGCAACUCCUCACUGACAUAUUUUUCAUGUGCGGAAAUGGCAUAUUUGAGUGUAAGCCUGUGCUGCUAUGCUGAAUUCUUGUGCCAGAAUAUUGUACAGUGUAUUGAACGUGUUUCUUUUUUCUUUAAAUAUUGAUACAAUCCAGUGAGAAGAGAAUAAAUAAAUAAGGUAAUAUAUUUAAGGAGUCAGAGUUUGCAAGUUUCAUUUUUGGAAUGUUCCGAUUUGUUGGCUUCUCUCUCAAAUCUAUUUUUUUGGAAAAAGUAAGAACAUUUUACUUACACUUCAAAACAUUUGCACGUUACUCCUCGUUUACACUAAGACUUCUUUUUGUGAAAAUGUGGCAAUUUCAUGCUUACACUUGCGACAAACACGUCAAGCUUUAGAUUUGAAAAAAAAAAAAUGUUUAUUCACUGUACAGGGAAUCAAAUAUACCACUGCACUUCAAAGGAAAACGAACAGGUCUGUUAACUGUGUCCUUCAUGAAGUGGAGAAUGCACCCUGCGCAACACUUGUUAAUGCCACCGGAAAUAAUGCUGGAAAUUAACUGUUUUUUUAACUCCUGAACGUUCCACGUAGGGAACAUUCAACAAAAUGACCUUGUUAGACACUUUGGCUUGAGCAAAUUGCACAGGUUACAUAGUAAAUAUCAACAAACAAAACUAGCAACAAAUGUAGCCUCAAAAAAGACAUUUUAAAAAUUUCAUGACACUU